GUGUGAGUGUGUGUGACGUUUGUUGAAAUGACCGCCAGCUCUUUCCUUUCUCAACAUGCCUGCAGCAAUGCACCUCACUGUGCUGAUGUCCUUGUUUGCAGUGACAGUCUGUCAGGGCACCGACACUUCCUCUACAACUACACAGGUAAAAACGAUUCCCACAAGUGCUGAACACAUCACAAGUGUGACUCCAACAAAUGAAGUCCAAUCACCUACUGUGUCACACCUGCAACCAUCGACAACACACCAAAUUUCCACUGAAGUUACUUCAGCUAAAGUGUCAUCACCAACCCCCACUUCCCCACAAACUCAAAACGGGACAAACGUGACACAUCCCAUCACUUCCUCUCCGACGACAACCAGCACCACCAACCAGACGUCCAAUGAGACAGUUUCCCACAGUUCAACAGUCCAAGCAGCCUCAGACUCACCCAAUGUCACUGAAACCACCACCGCAAAUGCAUCCAGCCCAGCUCUUCCACAUGAAUGGAAAAAAGGUGACUUGGUGGCAAACCCCGGCCUUGUGGCCGUCCUCUGCAUCUUCUGCAUUGUUCUCUUCCUCGUGCUGGUCGUGGCUGUAGUGAAAUGUGCCCAAUCACCGAGGUCCAACUUUGAGAGGCUUGACGAUGUCCCGAUGGGCAAAAUGAAUGAAGAGUCUCCGUUUGCUCACUAUUCAAAAUGACAUAGGAGGAGUCCAGUUUGCUGUACAACCCUGUUUUUUCUGGGAAGAAGAAAUCGCAGUGAAACAAACUUUAAACACAAAAAAGACGAGUUUUUGUUUUUCCUUUCAGGCUCUUGCUUCUUCAUAUAGCACUUCUCAUUGCUGUCAGUGAUUGUGGAAUAUUUCUGCCUCAGCUUUGACCUUUGACCUGUAUGGUUGGUUGCUUGUAAUUCUGCUGAUUUAGGCUCUGAAGUUUAAUCAAUUGUUGCACUAACUUGUUCUCUGUAGUUUUGAAG
Molecule: messenger RNA, 957 nt
Organism: Scomber japonicus (chub mackerel)
Lineage: Eukaryota; Metazoa; Chordata; Actinopteri; Scombriformes; Scombridae
Product: putative protein TPRXL
Exons: 4
Coding region: 56-682 (208 amino acids)
Source: RefSeq, a predicted model, not a curated record